UGCAAGUGAUCAGCUCUAACUUUAAUGUCUUUUUGUUUUUGGCAAUGGAUAUCUCAUCUCAUCAACAUCUGGAUCCAAAGUUUUUCUGUUAUCCAGAAUCAAAUGCCUCCUGCACCAGAGAAAUUUUCAGUGAAGGAGUUCAAAUUGCUUUAUACUUUUUUUUUGUUUCAGGUAUGCUGGUCACUAUUCUAGGGAACGGUGUGGUCAUUAUCUCCAUUGCUCACAUAAAACAGCUCCACACGCCAACUAACAUGCUUAUAAUGUCUUUGGCAGUUGCAGACCUGCUGCUUGGAGUAACUGUGAUGCCUUUUAGUACAAUGAGGGCUGUGGAGGGCUGCUGGUAUUUUGGAGAUGCUUUUUGUUUGCUGCAUUCUAGUUUUGAUAUGUUCCUCACAUCUGUUUCAAUUUUCCACCUGGUAUUCAUAGCCAUAGAUCGAUAUGAGGCUGUGUGCAGUCCACUUCGCUAUUCCACCAAGAUUACAAUACCAAUUGCAUGGCUCAUGGUUUUUGCCAGUUGGGCCGUUGCUGCAUUGUACUCCUAUUGCCUACUAUAUUCCAAAGCAAAUGUAAGAGGACUGGAUGAAUUCAUUGCAUCCAUAUACUGCCUGGGAAGUUGUAAUCUUUUCCUUAAUGCUCUGUGGGGCACCCUAGACACAUUGAUAGCCUUUUUCUUUCCGUGCUCUGUAAUGGUGGGUUUGUAUACUAAAAUAUUUUUGGUGGCAAAAGAACAUCUAAGGAAGAUUGAAGACAGCCAAAAGAAUUCCAAUGAGGGAGGUAGAGGUGUGGUGUCUCAACGGUCAGAGCGGAAAGCAGCUAAAACUUUAGGCAUUGUGGUGGGUGUUUUCAUCUUUUGCUGGCUGCCUUUCUUUGUUAAUUCCAUAGUUGAUCCAUACACAAACUUUAGCACACCACCUAUUCUCUUUGAAGUGUUUAUCUGGCUGGGUUACUUUAAUUCUACUGCAAAUCCAAUCAUCUAUGCACUGUUUUAUCCAUGGUUUCGAAAAUGUCUUAAUCUCAUUGUCACAUUGAAAAUAUUCAAUAGAAAUUCUUCCUAUAUAAAUGUAUUUGCUACUACAUGA
Messenger RNA from Oncorhynchus tshawytscha (Chinook salmon), 1079 nucleotides. RefSeq names its product trace amine-associated receptor 13c-like. The transcript has a single exon. Gene Ontology annotation, molecular function: trace-amine receptor activity. Gene Ontology annotation, biological process: G protein-coupled receptor signaling pathway. The record is from RefSeq and is a predicted model, not a curated record. Lineage: Eukaryota; Metazoa; Chordata; Actinopteri; Salmoniformes; Salmonidae. The coding region runs from base 45 to 1079 and encodes 344 amino acids. Gene Ontology annotation, cellular component: membrane.